Molecule: messenger RNA, 1754 nt
Organism: Passer domesticus (house sparrow)
Lineage: Eukaryota; Metazoa; Chordata; Aves; Passeriformes; Passeridae
Product: zinc finger protein OZF-like
Exons: 3
Coding region: 1-1707 (568 amino acids)
Biological process (GO): regulation of transcription by RNA polymerase II
Cellular component (GO): nucleus
Molecular function (GO): DNA-binding transcription factor activity, RNA polymerase II-specific
Source: RefSeq, a predicted model, not a curated record
AUGAUCCACACCGGGGAAUGGGCCUACGAGUGUGGGGAGUGUGGGAAGGGCUUGAGGUGCAGCUCAGACCUCGUCAUCCACCAACGCAUCCAUAGUGGGGAGAGGCCCUAUGAGUGUCCCCAGUGUCAGAAGAGGUUUCGGAGCAGCUCCAAUCUCUUCAUGCAUGGGCGGAUUCACACGGAUGAGAGGCCCUUCCGCUGCCCUGACUGCGGGAAGGGCUUCAAGUACAACUCCCACCUCAUCAGGCACCGGCGCAUCCACAGUGGGGAGAGGCCCUACGAGUGUCCCCAGUGUGGGAAGAGCUUCACCCAGAGCUCUCACUUGACCAGACACCGAGAGAGCCAUGAUGGGGAGAAGCCCUACAUGUGCUUGGAGUGUGGGAAGAGCUUCAGGCAGAGCAGCACCCUGAUCAGCCACCAGAUGAUCCACACUGGGGAAUGGGCCUACGAGUGUGGGGAAUGUGGGAAGGGCUUCAGCUGCAGCUCAAAACUUGUCAGGCAUCAACGCAUUCACACUGGGGAGACGCCCUACGAGUGUCCUGAGUGCCAGAAGAGGUUUCACACCAGCUCCAAUCUCCUCCAGCACCAGCGGAUUCACACAGAUGAGAGGCCCUUCCACUGUUCUGACUGUGGGAAGAGCUUCAAGUACAACUCCUACCUCAUGAAGCACCAGCGCAUCCACACUGGGGAGAAGCCCUACGAGUGUCCCGAGUGUGGGAAGAGGUUUCACAUGAGCUCCAAUCUCCUCCAGCACCAGCGGAUUCACACAGAUGAGAGGCCCUUCCGCUGCUCUGACUGCGGGAAGGGCUUCAACCGCAACUCCCACCUUGUCAGCCACCAGCGUAUCCAUACCAGGGAGAGGCCCUACGAGUGUCCCCAGUGUGGACAGAGCUUCAGCCAGAGCUCGGAGCUGGUGGUCCAUGAGCAGCCUCAUCAUGGGGACAAGCCCCACAAGUGCUUGGAGUGUGGGAAGAGGUUCAGGCAGAAGACCACCCUGAUCUGCCACCAGAUGAUCCACACUGGGGAAUGGCCGUACAAAUGUGGGGAGUGUGGGAAGGGGUUCAGCUACAGAUCCACUCUUGUGACCCACCAACGCAUCCACACUGGGGAGAGGCCCUACGAGUGUCCUGAGUGUCAGAAGAGGUUUCGGAUCAGCUCAGCUCUCCUCCUGCACCAGCGGAUUCACUCAGAGAAGAGGCCCUUCUGCUGCCCUGAUUGUGGGAAGGGCUUCAAGUGCAACUCCAACCUCGUCAGGCACCGGCUCAUGCACACCGGGGAGAGGCCCUACGAGUGCCCCACGUGUGGGAAGAGGUUUCAGGCCCGCUCCAAUCUCCUCAGGCAUCAAAGGAUUCACACAGAUGAGAGGCCCUUCCGCUGCCCUGACUGCGGGAAGGGCUUCAAGCAAAACUCCCACCUCAUCAGGCACCGACGCAUCCACACUGGGGAGACGCCCUACGGGUACCCCACAUGUGGGAAGAGCUUCACCCAGAGCUCUGACUUGACCAGCCAGGAGUCACUGGUAAGGGCUGUCCUGCCAGUGCCCCAACUGCAGGGAGAGCUUUGUGCCCUGCUCCAGCUUCAUCCCCCAUUGGAGGACCCAUAUUGGAAAGAGCCCUGGAGAUAUGUGUUCCCUGUGAUCCAUGCUGGGGAGACACCUGUCCCUCCUCCUGCCCCUGCCAAUGACAUGGUGUGGGAUCAAAGACCAUGAGGGUCUGGCCAGGGCGAUGUCAUUACCUUCACUCUCACCUCUAGUCA